AUGGGCUACAGCUCGGGAUCUCUCUUCCUGGCUACGCUCCUCGUGGGUGGAUUACUCGUCGUCGUCCUUCUCUGCGAGACGUCUCACGCAACGAGGUUGCGACAACGUUCUGGUCCCACCGACACGCCGAGGAGUGGUGGGUCCGUGAACGAGGCCGGUGUUUACACUCUCCGUAGAAGUCAGGAGGGUGGACGGCGUGCUAGAAGAACCACGACGAGUACCACCAGCACAACGGCGUCCAGCACGACGUUGAUUUCUCUGUCGGACGAGGUGGCGGAGCCCGCGGCCCUUUUAGCCCCCGAAGAGGACUUAUGGUCUACCAGUUCCUCCGCUACAAGCAAUGUUCCAGUCUCCUUAGAUACAGCUGCUGCGCCGUCAAAGCCACCCUUGGAACUGGUGGUGAAACCUCACAGCAAGGUCGUACUGCCUUGCGAGCUGGAGGGAAAUUACUCGAGGCUACUGUUGCCCGGGGCCAGGAGCUACAGAAUACGACCAGCGACAUGGUUGCACGAGGGAAGUCCGGUGGAUAUGAUUACAAUCAACACGAGAACGGAGAUGAGUGGGACUGGACAUAGAUAUAUCGGCGACUCUAUCACGGCUGCGUUGCAUAUAGACAACGUCAGAUUAGAAGAUGACGGUAUAUGGGGUUGCACACUCGAGGAUGACCAAGGGAAGAUACUUUCCGGCAGGCCUGUGAAGCUCGUCGUUCUCGAGGCGCCUCGAGGGACGUACCUGCUGAUAGAUGGGCGUAGGUUGGACCCGGGCAACCAGUUCGUGCCUGUGAAGGAGGGCUCCGAGUUGACGUUGGAGUGCGCCGCCGAGGGUGGUAACCCACCGCCUGAUUUAGCAUGGGGAAUGACUCUGUCUCAGGCCACUUUGGACGGUCCGGAGCAACCGCCGGACAAUUUGACCGUGUUGCCCUCGACGUCGAGCGGGCGCAGCGGAGCACACCUUAAAGUUCUCAGGAGACACCACAAUGCCACCAUUGCCUGUGUAGCACGUCACGUCACCCUCACCGUACCAAUGAACGCGAGUAUCCUGCUGGACGUUCAAUAUACUCCGUCGUUCGCGAUAACGCGUUUACCUGGUUUUGGAAUUCCGAUCGUCGAGGGCAUGUCCGUCAGCCUGAAUUGCGAGGUGGACAGCAAUCCGGCCAGCACGCCGAUCUGGCAACGGGACAAUGGACCGUUGCCCGUCGAGCAGAGCGACGACGGAUGGCUGAACAUCACAAAAAUCAGCCGCGCUGAGAGCGGCUGGUACAAAUGUUACACCAGGCACAUGCUCGGCAUAUUCAACAGCAUCGGUUAUUUUCUCAACGUACGCUAUGAUCCAGAUAUGGAAACGGAAGCGGAAGCGUUGAACGGCGAGUCUACCGAUUCCCGGAAGAUGGAAGUGCAGAUUGGGGGAGCGGUGACUCUCGAGUGCGACGGCGGUUGCUGGGGACACGGUCCUGGAAUGGAUCCGGUUGGUGGACCUGGUCGACUGGCUCUGAGUCGAGUCGUUUACCAGGAAGCUGGCGAGUAUCGAUGCGUCGCACCUGACAGGAAAAUGCAGGACACUUGGCGUGCACAGCUGCCCUACCACAUCAAGAUCACCGGUCGACCCAUGGUGCAUCCACCUAGUCAAACAGUGACGGCCAAAGAGGGUGAACUGCUGAAUAUUGUCGUCGAAUUCUGCGCCGAGCCGAGAUACACCAAGGUGCUCUGGAUGUCCGAGGAGAACGUGUAUGUACCUGGUGCACCAGCUAGGGAUGGUGUUCAAGCACUUGCUAUUGAGGACGACGGCACGGAGUCCUGUUACAGGACGGUGCUCAGCUUCGACACGAUUCAAUGGUCUCACGCCGGGGAAUGGCUGCUGUUGGUCCGCUCGUCGGAAGGGAUCGCGGACGCUUCCGUUUUGUUGAACGUGACGCGCGCCUCUGAGUACAGUCACGCUCACUUCCGGUCAGCGAGUCUCACCUAUCUGUCGCUGUGUCUCGCCCUGGUCAUCCUGCAGGAGCAUCGUCGCUGAAAACGCCGUCGUGGAUCACAUCGAAACAGCGGUUGUCGGUUGCUCCGUGGAGCUAACGAGAGGGAGAUUUGGAAAGGAGAAGAGAGAAAAUAGGAAAAUAAUCGAACUAAGAGUAGUAACUCGGUUGCAAAAAAAAAGAAAUAAGAACGGAACGACGAGGGGGGGAAGGAAGUCAGAAUUCCGUCGGUAUUUCCGCGACUUCGACGAUUGUAAAUAUCGAAUAAUAUAUAUUAUUAUACAUAAACGAGAGAUGAGAGAGGAUAGGAGAAGGGAGAAGGAAUAAUCGUUGUUCUGGUGUUAGAAAUCAGAGAAAGAAGGAAAGACGUUCCGUAUUGACGUGUUCUUGACUCGAGGCGAGAUUCGACGACGAUGCAACGAGAGAACCCUGUUUAUUAUGUAUCGAGAGAAAGAAAGGGGAAAGAAAGGGGUGAACGCGCUUAAACGAGAAAGCCUUUUAUCGACGCUGCCGUUGUCGAUGAACGAUCCAGAGCUUCCGGCGACGACGAUAAUCCGGCCUCGACGUUCCUUAAUCAUGGAUCUCGUUGCUAGAUUCGAUUUUUCGGUUUUUCUUCGAAUUUCUCUUUUACUUUUUCAACAGGGGGGAGAUACUCUUGCCGUAGGGUUUUUCUAGAAGAUAGACGACGAUAAGGAUAGAGAGAUUGGAUCGAAUCCGAGGAUAACGACUAUGUACUAUAUUUUUUUUUUUUCAUCGUUCUUUUUCUCCAAGAAGUUAUAUAUCUCCGUUCCAAAGUCGGAAGCAAAAGUUGAUGAUUCGUACAUAUUCGUACAUGCUCAAGACCUCGACAGUCUGAGACUUUAGCGGGCAAUGUCUUUCUUCGGCCUUAAACGAGAGUAAACAACGCGCGGCCGAAACGACACGAGAACGAAGGAUACGGUUAAUUCGCGUUGUAGGUGAAACUUUGUAAACUAAAGAGAAGAAAAAGAAACAAUUGUCGCGAGAUAUCUGGAGAGGCGAGGAACCGUUUCUCGCGACUUUGGUCUUCGAUCGAACUUAGCGAAAAUGGAAUAUUCAAUGAGGUUACGCGUUACGCGAGGCACGUGUAAAUAUUUGUAUAGUUUAUUUGUAUAAGGUAACCGAACGAGACGUGCAGAGGCAAAGUAGCGGGGAAGAAGCGACGGAGAGAGAAGAGAAGAAAAGGUUGUACACUCGUGUCGAACAGGUGACCGCAAAAGUGUUUCGAUUCUGGCUCGUCGAACGUCGACGAUUGAACGUCUUCGAGUUGCACAGAAACGAACACUUGGUCCACGGUGUAAUAUUUUAGGGUGACCGCGUAUCUCGGGUGCAAAGAGACAGAGAGGAAAGGGGCAAAAGAGUGGAGUAACUUGGCGAAGAACGAAGGGAAGAAUGGGGUUGACGUGUGUUAAAGGCUUGAUGGAACGAAGAAACGAAUUGUGAAGUACGGAAAGAG
Molecule: messenger RNA, 3440 nt
Organism: Habropoda laboriosa
Lineage: Eukaryota; Metazoa; Arthropoda; Insecta; Hymenoptera; Apidae
Gene: tei
Product: hemicentin-2
Exons: 10
Coding region: 1-2010 (669 amino acids)
Biological process (GO): cell-cell adhesion
Cellular component (GO): cell-cell junction
Molecular function (GO): cell adhesion molecule binding
Source: RefSeq, a predicted model, not a curated record